AAAGCCUUGUUCCAUAAGGAUUAUAGCUCCCCCGCUGUUUGGAAAAGAUAAUUUCACUUGUAACACUAAUAACUUGAGCAGGGAGAAGGCUGGCUGGGUGAAUGGAAUGCACUUCACUGCACAUCUUGGCUUCGCUAGAAAUCGGAAACAGAUGGUCCUUGCGGCUGGCUUCCCACUCGGGCCCGCUCAGUGCCAGCCUGUGGUCGUUGGCUGGUUGCUGCUGGCACUGUGUGACUUGAACAUAGUAGGACAGUGGCAAAAGAAAUCAAAUCUUUUUCAUUGAGCACCAAACUGUAAUGAAAUUUGACAGAUCUGACAUUCUAUACCCAACAUCUAGUUAGAAUAUAUUAACCUUUUAGUUUUCUUGAGCUCUUCUCCUACUAGUUAUGAAUCUUCUUAUUAAGGGGUUGCAGUAGCUCUGGAGAUGGCAGGAAAGCGGUAUCUUCUGCAUGCCCUCUAAUGCUGGAACCCAAAAUAUAUAAUUCAAAUAGUAAAGGAAGUGUGGGGCUUUUAACCCCUCCAAAAUUCUUCUACAAAAAAACCCCUCUGCUAGUAAUAGAAAUAGUGGUUCGGCCCUUUUGUUAAUAUUAAUUCUAAGGAGAAAAAAUCACAGAAGGUAUUCCACCCCUGUACACACAGUAUUUUCUGUGCAUCUUUUGUAGCCCCACCCCACUGAGGCAAUGAUACCUUUGAUCCAGCUGCAUCCAAGCUGACUUUGUGAUUUCAAAGAAUACUUUCAUUUCAAAUUCUAUGAAUUUGCAUUUACUUAGAUGGUACAGAUUAGUCCAGGGCAGGAUUCCUCCUUUCCCUCUAAAGGCUUCUCUCAAUACAUGCUUGACGUUUCUUUUUUUAAGACACGGCUCAGUCCUUCUUGAGGCCGUGUUGGCUGUCACACAGGCCUUGAGCCAGCCAAGAUGUGUGCUCCUGGGGGACGGGGACCUCUCAUGGGUGAAGAGCAUGUUGAAAUGUUGUACUGAGUUAUGGUCACAGAUUAGGAAAUAGUUGGUUAUAUUUAGACUUAAAAAUAAAUCUGGUUUAUGUUCCUUUGCAUUUUGGGUAGAUAGAGAAGAAUUUCUACUUAUUUUUUAAAAAUGUUUGUAUGUGUCAUUCCUUCGCCUUCAGUCCUUUCAUCUGUUCCUCCUGUUUCUUUCAGACAUGAAGUCACAGCACUGUCUGUGAUGUCAGUGUGUUUCCAUAUUGACAGACCGUUCUGUCAGAAACAAGAUCUUGAUGCUUGUUUCAGAUGAGGGAAAAGGGGAAUACAGAUGGUAGGAAGAAAAUCAGAGGAGUGAGAGGGGAGCAGGGAGAAACACACACAACAGAGCCACAGGGGGAAAUGCAGAGUCCAAACCCAACUUUUCCUGCAGAGGGCAAAAGGACUACUUUCCCUGGGUUCAGGAAGAGCAUCCAAAAUGUGUGUGUAACAUUAGGCAACCAGUAGAAGCUUUACCAUGGCACUCCUUUUGGCUCGGGAGUCCUUGAAGGUGCAGCAGCAGUGGUCACGUGCUGUUUCUCUCCUUGUUUACGCCUUCAGCAACAGCAGAUCCUCCUGAUUGAAGCCAGGAUUAUAGGAUUUCCAAAAGCUAGAGCACACUCCUUGUCAGCAACUUUGCAUCAGUUCAGAGGCUGCCCAAAAAUCAACUGCCUGCUCUCACGUGGCUCUUGAACUAAUUGUCGCUGUUCAAGAUAAGGAAAUCCUCCUCUUAACUCAUCGAAGUUGAGGCUUCCCAAGGAAAACGCCUCCGAAAUUAGGAACAGAGCUAAAUCACACUGGUGCUAAAUCACACUCUGAGCAAUUGCAACUGGAGAAAUAGGAGGAGGCAAAGGGAACAAAGAGAGGGUUAAUGGGCAAUAGGUACCGUGCAAGUAAUAGAUAAUCUAAUAACGAGGUCUAAGAUCCUAAAGAUGUGUCUGGCACUGGGAGCUGCCCGCAGUUCUACUGCGUUUCUUUUACCGAUGUGAACAGUAGAAGCCAACAUUUGGAGAAACCACCCACUAUGCCAACAUUUCUAAUGCUCUCAUGCAUUUGGUUUCCAGUAGACUGUAAAAUGCCAGCUUGAUACAGUCAUCUGAAUCAAUAUACUUUAUUAGCCUUUUUUUAGCGUUCUUUCCUGUUUCCAUGCACUUGAUAGGAACAACAAUAUCCUCAUCCAAACUUGUGGCUAAGGGAAGACAGAGGGGCCUGCUUGUGCUGUGUGAGCUGCAGCAGGUAACUCUGCUCAACAAUUGAGCAAAUUAUUUGUGGGUAGUUGGCCACUUCUCCAGAAGGAAGUCAGAAAGAAACUGGCAAGUGCUUCAAUCCAUUGCUUGAGGCCUCAAGCUGUAAGAAGACAAAUCUCCUAUAGCCCACAACAUACACACCUAACUUAUUUCCAACUUGAAAUACCACACUAUAGUGCAAGCAUUUUUAUUUUACAGCUGCAUCUGCACAAAUGUCGAUGCCACACGAAGGCUUUUUCUUCCUUCAGAACAGAUCUGAUUUAGAAGCAAAUAUCUUUGUUGCUUAUUAGUCUUUGGAAGGCAUCGUUUUGUCCCAAUACUAUUCACAGGGAGUGUUGUGCAGAAUGCUGAUUGACAAGAGUUAAAUUCAAAACAUGUAGCCAUUUUCUGGUGUGUGGUUUUUUUCCUGAUUGAAGGAAAACUACUUAGAUGUUUGUUUCCAAAACGGCAUCUGUCAGCAAUCAAAGGGGAAAAAUUGCAUAAAACAAAUGCAAUUGUUUGGAGUAGCAUUUCCUGGAUCAUGUUAAAUGCUUGAUUUGCUCCCCAUUAUGCUCACCAAAUAAUUUUAUUUUCCACAAUAAUUGCAAUAUUUAACAUGUUGUAUUUAAUCUUGUUUUAAUGCUAUUAACAACAGCCGCUUAUGAAAGGAGUAAUUGCUCUACGGGUAAGAACCCACCAUCCCCAGCAUCAGAAAGAACAAUGGCAAAGUUAACUGCACCUAAUUGUUCUGAAUUUAAAACGCUGUUAACCAACAGCACUCCUCAUUUCUUUGCACAUAACCACUCCACUGUCAGGAAGGAAAUGGUUUCAUGCUUCUGUCAUUCAUAAUCUGAAAAGUGUAUGUUUUAAAAAAAAUAUUUAGUUGGUGUGUUUACAAUUAAUAUUGGGAGGUAAAAUCAUAUGUUGGUAUAGGAAGAAGUGGUUAAUACAGCAAUCCAGAGAAAGUUUGUCAGUAGAUCUCUAACCACACCAGGUGCUAAAAACCCACAUAGAAUACAGAUUUAUCAGAACUUGCCUGGAAUGACAUGCUGCACAACUGGGUAUGAAAUACUAAAUAAAUAAUAAGCAGGGCGGGUAAGAUGACGGGUUUGAGAGAUAGGAGCAGAGAGAGCAGCAGAAAAUUGAAUCUGACACCAAUUCAAGGGCUGAUUGUUACUAAGAGUUUUGCUUUAUAUUUUGUGUGACUAUUUGGAGAGGGAGUUUUUUUCCCAAUAAUCAGUGAGACUGAAAGGACAGGUAGUGUUAGCAAACCUGCCCUAACAGAAGACAAUAAAUACUUUGGCUAGCCAGAGCAAGGACAGUUCCUGGCACAGUGUCCAUAUUUUUUUUCUGGACUCAAAAUAAAACUUAACACUUCCCAUGCUAGUCAGACCCUUUUCUGUAAAUAGCAGUGGGAUUGUACCUGUUAUCUGGAACUAGAAGUGCAAACUGGGAUGCUGUAGUAGCAUAGAUCAUUCCCUGAUGUUUAGUCUAAACAGAUUGUAAGAUUUUGGGGCAAAAAAACCCAAACCCCUGCAUAUUACAUUAGCAGUUCGUUCUUACACUAAAUCAUUUGCUUAUCAUCUCGCACAUCGCAGAAAUGCAAGGGUAUUAUUGAAGCUCAAUAAAAGUUGGUUCUGUUCUGUACUGAAUGGCAGUUCUGUAAUCUGUGCAGCCCAGAAUUACAAUUCUGCUGUAGCCAAAUAGUUAAACAACAGUUGAUACACAAAAUAAUCCAAACAAGAAUUGUGCACCCACGAGCUCCUCUUGCUGAUACAAACAGAAACGAAUAUUGUUUAAAAUCGAGUGGAUGUUUUUAAUACAUUUUCCUCUUGUGUCUAAAUCACAAAAAAGAUUUGCGGAGUGUAGCUGUUUCUUAGUGAGCGAGUUGUAUCAGCCAUAGCUCCGCAGCCCCAAGAAAUAUUCCUGGCAAGAGUGUGUUUGGCAGUUCAGAAGUUCAUUUUUUUGAGCACUUGUGGAAAGGCUCUACUGUAUAGGCUGGAGUGCCCUGUCAGGGACUGUGGUGGUCACAGCCGAGCAACCGUCGCUCCGUGUGACACAGCGGGGUGAUUUAAAUGGAAAGCAUUCACUGCCUGCUUAAUAGUCAGCUGUCACAAAAGUAGUACUUCAGUUGGGUUUACAGUGCACCAGGAGAAGUGGGAAAAUGAGAUGAGAAAAUCUAUGAUUAUCUCUGGCUUUGCUAGGCAGGAAAAGAUUUUAAUAUCAGACAAUAACACGAUUUCAUAACUUUUCAAAGCAGUUUGUUUUGGGGCUGUCUUUUCCCAAGUUAUCUGUCAAUUCCUCACUGUAAAUUUUGAGUGUGGCAGAGAAGUUUUGCAGGAGGGAGAAACAAACCUCUGUGAGUUUGGCAGCUGUCACCUGAUGGGAUUAAGAAAUGUGACAUUAAAAACCACAAUUUAAAAAAUGUUGUAGCAAAAUGAUAUUUUACAAACAUAUUAAAAGGAAAUUGUUCAGUUCUUAGAGGGCACUUUGAAUGUUCAUAUGAAAAGUCAUUCAUUUAAACAAUAUGAUCUAAUAGCUAAAAUCAAGAAGCAAUAAAUAGUCAAAACUUGAGUGUCUCAAAAAACCAUGAAAGAUCAUUUGAUUCCAUCAGAAAGUAUCUAUCACUUGAUCGAGAAAUUAACUUGGACAGUUUAUACUUUUGUUUUGCCUUUCACUGCUUAAAUCAUUAUAUGCACAAUUAUGAAAGAAAGAAAGAAAGCCACAAUCUUUUUUCUUUUUUUGUUCAGUCUUUUUCCCCCCAGUCACGUACAUGAGAAAAGUAGCUGCGAUAAACAGAUACUGAAUCAGACUGAAAGUCUUUUAAAAAAAAAACACCCAAAACAUUGCAUGAUAGUCUCUAAGCAGUUCCAUCUGUCAAGCAGAAAUUUUAGGCUAAUAGCCUGUGGCGAUCUCCCUCCACAGUCCACUACCUGCCUUUGUCCUAUUAAAUCUCUUUAUUCUUCUUAAAAAAUAAAAAAGAGGAAAGAAAAACCUUGCAGACCAAAAUCAUCUGAGUGAUGAAGCCCUAAUUUUGACCGCCUCUCUUUGAUGUUGAGCAGUGGGUUCUUAUUUAAAAAAAAAAAAAAAGAGUGAGUGAGAGGGGGGGAGAGAGGGAGAGAGAGAGAGAGAGAGAGAGAGGAGAAGACAGUGCUAGGAGCAGAUGACUUUUCAUCUCCACUUCACCUUGCCACUGGGUCUGUGAGAGAUUGGUUCAUUGUCAAGGAGAUUUUUUUUUUUUACCCAUGAUUCCAUAUGGUAUGGACCGGGCUACAUGUUGCCCAACAUGCCAGUGCAAAUGUUUUCUCAAUUAGGUGUCUUAUCUCCCGUGAGUUAGCAUCAGAUGAAGCUUGCUGACAGCAUAAUGGCAGGGAAAACCUCCGACGGCUCCAUCAAAUGGCAGCUCUGCUACGACAUCUCGGCCAGAACUUGGUGGAUGGAUGAAUUUCAUCCCUUCAUCGAAGCACUUCUGCCUCACGUCCGAGCGUUUGCGUACACGUGGUUCAACCUGCAAGCCCGAAAAAGAAAAUACUUCAAAAAACAUGAAAAACGCAUGUCUAAAGAGGAAGAGAGAGCCGUGAAGGACGAACUGCUAAGUGAAAAACCCGAGGUAAAGCAAAAAUGGGCAUCCAGACUUCUGGCAAAGCUCCGGAAAGAUAUCAGGCCUGAAUUUCGGGAGGAUUUUGUUCUCACAGUCACAGGAAAAAAGCCUCCGUGUUGCGUUCUUUCCAAUCCAGACCAGAAGGGCAAGAUGAGAAGAAUUGACUGCCUUCGCCAGGCAGAUAAGGUCUGGAGGUUGGACCUUGUUAUGGUGAUUUUAUUUAAAGGUAUUCCGCUCGAAAGUACUGAUGGCGAGCGCCUUGUAAAGUCCCCACAGUGCUCUAACCCCGGGCUGUGCGUACAGCCCCACCAUAUAGGAGUUUCUGUUAAGGAACUCGAUUUAUAUUUGGCAUACUUUGUGCACGCAGCAGAUUCAAGUCAAUCUGAAAGUCCCAGCCAGCCAAGUGAAGCUGAUAUUAAGGACCAGCCAGAAAAUGGACAUUUGGGCUUCCAGGACAGUUUUGUCACAUCAGGUGUUUUCAGUGUGACUGAGCUAGUAAGAGUCUCACAAACACCGAUAGCUGCAGGAACAGGCCCUAAUUUCUCCCUCUCAGAUUUGGAAAGUUCUUCGUACUACAGCAUGAGCCCAGGAGCAAUGAGGAGGUCUUUACCUAGCACAUCCUCUACCAGCUCCACAAAACGUCUCAAGUCUGUGGAGGAUGAGAUGGACAGCCCUGGUGAGGAGCCGUUCUACACAAGCCAAGGGCGCUCUCCGGGCAGUGGCAGCCAGUCCAGUGGAUGGCAUGAAGUGGAGCCAGGAAGAGGAAACUCACUGGUCAAACCCUUGGACACCAGAAUAGUUGCAUGCAGUUUCCCAGGGAGCCAGAUAGCUCUAAAGCUUCCCAGAUAUCUAAGAAACCCCGAACACCGCGGAGCACUUCAUGGAAUGCCAUCGCCAACUACAUUAAAGAAGUCAGAGAAGUCUGGUUUCAGCAGUCCCUCGCCUUCGCAGACCUCCUCCCUCGGAACGGCUUUCACACAGCACCAUCGACCUGUCAUUACAGGACCCAGAGCAAGUCCACAUGCAACACCAUCGACUCUUCAUUUUCCAACAUCACCCAUUAUUCAACAGCCUGGGCCAUACUUCUCACACCCAGCAAUCCGCUAUCAUCCUCAGGAGACUCUGAAAGAGUUUGUCCAACUUGUCUGCCCCGACGCUGGUCAGCAGGCUGGACAGGUGGGGUUCCUAAAUCCCAAUGGUAGCAGCCAAGGCAAGGUGCACAAUCCAUUCCUUCCUACCCCAAUGUUGCCACCACCACCUCCGCCACCAAUGGCUAGGCCUGUGCCUCUGCCAGUGCCAGACACAAAACCUCCAACCACAUCAACAGAAGGAGGGGCCACCUCUCCCACUUCUCCAACCUACUCGACACCCAGCACCUCCCCCGCAAACCGAUUCGUCAGUGUUGGACCACGGGAUCCAAGCUUUGUAAAUAUCCCUCAACAGACUCAGUCCUGGUACCUGGGAUAAAAGUCUCCGCUUCCCACCACGCACCGGACAGACCACCAGACCCCUUCCCACCUCUGUAACACGGAAGCAGCAGCAACGCAGCGCAGCGACUUCACAUCGGCGGAAGGGGAGGCGAGCAGACACCGACAGCAAACUCGUACAUGGAAAUGGCAAACGUUAUGGUUGAAUGGCAAAGGCCGUAACUUUCUCUCGAGAUUUGAUUUUAAUUUUUCUUUUUUUUUUUAAUUUUUUUUUUUGUUGUUUUUUUAGACAACUUUAGGACUGUUGUAAUUUCUCAUAUGGUGCUGGAAAUGGUUGGGCUUCAUAACUUUUGAAGUGUUUCAUUGGUAGUGUAAGCGUUAGGUGACACUGAGUAGAACUAGCCUCUGCUGCUGCUUACCAACUCGCUGUUGUAACACACUUUCCAUAUGGAGCCUAACUGUUUUACAGUAUCCUCAUCGGAUUUUCCCAUACAGGUGUGAGACUUCUUGAGAAAUCAUGAAACACACUUAAACUAUAACUUUUGUAGUAGCUGAAUUCUGCAAUAUAUUACUUACCGGACAGACAUAGAGCAUGUUUUUUUUUUUUCUGUAACAUAUCGGGGAAAAAAAAAAUGCAGGUUUCUUUUUUUUGUUGUUGUUGUUGUUGGGGUUUUUUUUUCUUUUUUUUUUUUUUUUUUACAGUCGGCACUUAGAGACGUAACAUGAACCAUAAGAGCAUUGUCAACAAUUUUUUUCCACUCGAUUGCAGAGCGAUUUAAAACAUCAAACUACUACUAUUCACUUAAAAAAAAAAAAAGAAAAAAAAGAAAAAAGUUUGAAAUGCUGCACUUACAUUUAAAAAAAAACAUUUUUCAACAAUUUUCAACAAUUACACAAAAAUUCACGCAGAAAUGGGGAAGUUGGUCUGUUUUGACAGAAACUGACAGGAAUCAAUCAAAACAAUCGAAUUUUGAAUUGAGUAAAGUGCAAUUUCAUUGGAUAGCUAAAUAUCUUUGUAAGAUAGAGAUUGUUGAAAAUUCUAUUUUUGUUUUCCAAGUCCUUCCACCCCAGGACUCUAAAUUAUUGGGGUAAAAAACAGCCUUGCAAGAAAAAGGGGAGCUAUUUUUGCUUUUUAUGUUUUUUAUUGUUGAACUUGUAUCCCUUUAAAACUGAAGGAAAAUUAAAAAAAAAAAAACAAAUCUAAUGGUGCUUUUACCACAAUAUGUUAACUACAUUAAAUGCUAAUUAAUCAUUUUCUGUUAUCAAAGCACAUAACUAAAAUGAAAUCAUAAUAUCUGUUAAUUUUAUAAGCUAAAAGUCACUAUAAUGGAUUAUGCCAAUUCUGACAAAUUUUACGUGUUUCCGGCAAUAUAGGGUUUAUCAGUUCUCAAACACCUUGGGAAUAAGAGAGAACGGUCCAGAAAGUAAAACACCUUCGUGUCCCUGAACUGGUACAUUUUCUGGACUGUGGAGAAAUCAUUACAGAAACGAACGAUGCUGAUCUUCUUACAACUUAUGCCAGUUCAAAAGCAAGGGCACUUGCUGAAGAUGAAAAAAAGAAAAAAAACAGACAAAUAAGUAGAAAAUGAAAAAAAAAAAAAAAAAAAAAAAAAAAAGAAGUUUGGACCCCAAACGUCCUGUAUCUUAUGUACAAAAAAAAGGAAAAAAAAAGAAAAAAAAAAGAGUGCAAGUGAUUUUUUCUAUCAGACAGCGGAGCACCCCUUUGCUUCACAUGCAACUUUAAGAAGGUUUCCUAUACUAUACAUAUAUAUACGUUCUGGUUGGCGAGUCCAGCUAAUCAGAGAAAGUCUCUGCAUGUUCUAGUGUUAGUAACUAAUUUUUAUAUAGUUAAUGUAGGGUAAAGUAGAGUGCAUUAAGACACAAUAUUGUAAUCCCUAUUCCAGGCACUUGCCUUUAAACUAUGUUUGUUCGACCCUUCAGAAGGGUUUCUACUACUGUCCUAUACAAUCAAGUAACUGAAAUUCUUGGGAAGACACUUUGCUCCUCAUCUUUUCCCUGAAACGAUGUUUUGUUUUGUUUUCUUAAUUUGCACGAAACAAAAAAAAAAAAAAAUUCCAUAUCAAUGUGCCUUGCCCUGGAUAGCGAUUAUUUGUGGAAUUGUUGCACAUGUUCCUAUAUUGAAAGGGGUUUUUCCCUAGUCAAGCAUUUGGAGACACUUUUUGUAAAUGUGACUUUUAUGUCAGCCAUUGUCAGUUCCAACAUCUAGAAUUAAAUAGGAUGUUAGUUGUUCCGCAGAUAGGAGUAGUGUUUAUUGUCCUGUAUGGUCAGUGGCAGUGCUAUUCUGAGAUCUGUAGAUGCUAGAUUAUCAGUAUUUUUGGAUGUUGCUGCAUUUUACCUUUUAUUUGGAGUCUUCCUUUUUUUGUUUUGUUUUCUCCCAGAUAUAUGAAAAUAUGCAAUACCUGCUUAUAUCAUGUAGAAAAGCUUAGCAAUUAUUAAUUUUUCUUUUAAUUUUUUUUUAUUUGACCAAAGUUGGUGCUGCACUUGACGCAGUGUGUUUUAGGUGUUUGUCUUUGUACUUUUGUGAUUUUUGAAUGCACAUGCAGGAAGGGCUCUUCUUAGAGAAGCAGUCAAACUGUGAAGCACUAAGCUGAACCCUGCUUCAAGCAAUUUUUGUUUUACAACUGUUCCUUUCACAAGCAAGCCUUAAAAAAAAAAAAACAACUUCCUUUUUCUUCAGAUCCCACACCCAUUUUUAUUAGCAGACUGCAAUCAAUCCACAUUCAAUAAAAGUAUAUAAUGCCCAUUUUUAUAUGCACGUUUUUAAACUUCCAAGUUCUGAAAAUUGUUUACUGGUUAUUCUCUAUUUAAGGAAAAAAUAAAAUGUUUUGGAUUUUCAUAUGUGUCUGAUAAGUGGUUGAGUAGUCAUUUUGCUCUAUUGUAUUGUGUGAUUGUUAGUAUAUGGUAUCACAUCCUCUAGCCAGCAUCCUUUGCCUUCCCUAUAGCACUUAGCUGGGCAUUACUUUAUUAAGACAUAUGUGCACUAAAAAAAAAAAAAAUAGCAGCUUUCAGUGCUUCACAGUGAAGGGAAAAAAGCCUAGACAAACAUUUUGUCAGAACCUUGCUAUGAGACAAGGUAUUACCAGUAAAUUGGUUGUAUAUACAAUAAAAUUGCACCCUUUUUUAAACAAAACAAACUAAGCAAUAGUUUGGGCAGUUAGUUGUUUUUAGUGAGCAUGUUGUAGUCAUGGCUGCAAAGAGAGAGAAUUAAACUGCCCACUCAGAAGAUAUGUAAUUUGUAUGUUGUAUAGUUUUAUUGAUUACACUGAUUUAUUCUACCCUAUUUUAUAAUGCAGGACUUUUGUAAUGUUGUUUAAAUGAGGAAAAAUUUCUGUCAAAUUAGCUUAGUGGAAUUUCUGAUUGUUCGUUAUAAAGGCAGCGUUCAUAGAAUUGCUUUUUUUUUUUUUUUCCUUUGGGAACUGGAUUUAAGUUAAAAACUUUCCCGUUUCCUUUUUUUGUAUGUAUUUAAAUACAGUUAUUUUUCUUCUCUCAAUGGUAUAGCAUAUUCCUAUGCUUGAGAAGUAUAGGCUACUGAAGAACCAUUGUAAAUGGACAUUACAGGUAUGCUGUAUUUUUGAAGGUAUUUUUGUCAUAUUAAGUUUGAUGACGCUAAAGUUAGGGAACUCUGAGCAGAAUUGCGAGAAAAAAAAUGUUUUAAAGGCUUUAAAACAUUAGGUAGGAGGUCAAGGGUGUUAACCAACAGGGGUUGUAAAGUAUUACACACUAAAUUCAGUUUGCGUUCACCUUCCUCUCACGCAGGAAACGCGGCAGUUCCGUUCUGUGCAGGUGUAGAGAACAAACAGUGUUUUAGUCCUCCUUUAGAGGAGCGGGGAGGCGAGCAGGGAUGGGCAGGAGGGAUGGGGCAUCCAUCCAUCCCUCCAUGCACCCACCCAGCCAUCCAUCCAUCCAUCCCUCCAUCCCUGGAUGGUCCCGCCGUGCGGGCGGCCGCAGAGCCCCGGCCCCGCGCCGGGCGCUCCUUCCGAGUCACCCAAGAACUUUUUUUCCUCCCCGCCUCCUUCUCUCCAGAACUGUCAGACGCACAAAUUCUCUGACCUGUGCCCACCCCCGCCCACCCAAAUUUAAAGCCCUAGGGAUGGCUUAGCGCGAAUUGACUUUUUCCCAAGUUAAUUCCUUUCUUUUUUUUUCUUUCCCCCCCUCUUUUUUCGGGUUUUUUAAAUUUUUUUUUUGGUUUUUUUUUUUGAACGAGGGCACUUGCUUUUCUCAUGCCGCACACCCCAGCAAUGCCAUUAUUAUUUAUUCUUUUUCCUUUAUAAUAAAAAGAAAAACUUUCGGGCUUCGAGUUUAGGCAGCCAUGGUACACUUUGUCUCUGUUGCUUGUUCCCCCUCCCCUUAAGGUCGAAGGGGAAAAGAAACACCAAGUUUUCUCAACUCCACAGUAUUCAGUCAGCCCACAGGAAUAUGCAAAAUCCCUCUAACAUUUUUUUUUUCUUUCUCUAGUUCUCUUUGUUCCGUAUAUUUGCAGCUUUGUAGUAACAGUGUUAUAAAAUAUUUACUGUACAAAAAUACAAAAAAACCCAGAUACAUAGCCUAAAACAGGUUUUUUUUCCUUGUGGUGAAUUAUUUUUUUUUAAGAAUGUCAGUUAAUAUUGUACUUUGCAUUGUGUCUCUGGAAAUAUCUUUUUUUUUCUUUUUUUUUGUUGGUAGAAGGCCUCCAUCGAACAAAAUUAAAACCAUAACCGGCAUGACAAUGUAAGGAGAGCUUCAAUGGCACCUAAACAAUAAAUAAAUAACAAAUUCAACCUCAUGAGGUCUGUCGGAGGCAGGUCUUGUGAAGUUAACACUGCCUGCUAGGCAGGAUUUUCAUUAAAUCAAGCUUACAAUGCCAAUUUUGUCUUGAAGUCAAUGCAUGUAUUACUGUUUGACAGUAAACCCAGCUAUGCCAUCAUCAAGUCCAAGGCUGCGCAAUAGUCUAAUUAGUAUCGAGUACAUUUUCCUUUUAUUUUUUCCAAUAAAAAAGCAGUGGGAUGAAAAUUGCUUUGAUAUAUAGCAGGUAACAUUGAAGCUAUUCCAUAGCACUUAACUGUAGUGAAUACUGUGUCACCAAUUCUGAAAUCAAUUUAAUGUUUAAUGCAAAUCCAUUACAUGGUGCUAUUACAGGCUGGCAAAAUGAUUUACAAAAAUGUGACAACUUGGGCUCAAUUCACUCUGCUUUCCAACAAUGUAAAUGCAUAGCAGUGUUUAUCUGCAUGAAAACUAUGCACUAAUCUAUCUGAAAAAAAAAAAAGAAAAGAAUAUAUCAACUUUGGUAUCUACUUUCCGUUUACUUCGAUCCUUGCCUUUUCGGUCAUUGUUAUAAUGCCAGCUUUAGGACAGAAAGAAUUAUAAGAAAACCAGCAUAAUACCUGAUAUAUUAAAAUGUAGUGCCUGUGAAAUCUGUAUUAUAUUGCUCUUCUGAAGUAAGAUUUUUCUACACCGGUAGCCUUCGCUGUCUGUCAGAACCUUCUGAUAUAGGUGAUGUAAAAUAACCGUACAAUAUUAAUGCAUGCUAUUCCAUAAUGCUUAGUAGCUGUAUGAAUAUUACUCAAAGUUAUGUUAGUCUUUUUUUCUGACUUGGUUCUUGUCAGAUAGGUUUAAAGAUAUUUCACUGAGAACGCAAAUUCUGUCUUUAUUGAUUUGGGGUGUUUUCAGUAUUUUGGAGGUAUACAUUUACUUAAAUUCAGUAUUACUUGUGUUUUGGGUUUUUUUUCUUUUUUUUCUUUUUUUUUCCUUUUCUUUUUUUUUUUUUUUUUUUUUUUUUUUUUAUUUCCUAGAGGGCAGGACAUGGUGUUUGAGACCAGAAAUCCGUGCCUGGUAAGAUUUUCGUCUCGAAAAGCUACCCUAAGAAUUCAGAGAGCUUGCUCUGAAGAACAGUUCAAAUUGAAGGGACAGUCCUUUAAACCCACAAAUGAGACCGAGCUCAUGUUGCGAGAGAUUUCUUAAUGGGCAGCGGUGAACCAGGUACCCAUGCUUGACCCUUCUUCACACCAGACUUCCUCAUAUAGAAUGAAAAAAAACCCUUUUAAAAAAAAAAAAAAAAAAAAAAGAAAAAAAGAAAAAAAAAAAACCUCAUGUGGUUGUUUAGUUUCAUGCACAGUUGCAAUAUUUUUCUUCAAAACAAACUCUGUACAAAACUUUGGGCCCGAUUCAUAAAAGCUCCUUUGCUAUUAACACGGGAGGCUGGUGGGCUCCUCUCCUCCAAAUUGAGGGUGGGCUUCGCCCCGGCGAGCCCCGCUGGCCCUGCUCUCCCUCCCCUUCCCCUCUCCGCCUCCCCCAGCCCACGGAGACCGGGAGCCGGUGGCCAGGGGCCGUGGAGGAGGCGAGGCAGCCAGGACCAUGCUCCGAGCCCCAGAGGUGCAGGUUGGCAGGAGGAAAAGGGGGAGCACGGCUCCGGCAGGUGCCGGGGGCUCGGGACACCGCGACUCGAUCGCAAAAGAGAUCUUGUCCGCGCCAGAACAAAACGCGCUCGAUCGCUACCUCUGAGCUCUAGAGAAACCCUCCGUCGGGGCCAGCGCUCGCCCGCAAUGUGAACUUUUGUACUUUGGAUGCUUUUUUUUUUUCUCUUAGGGAAGACUAUUUUCCACUUAGUUAAUCUUCUAUGCUCGAGCAUGAACAAAAACAAUUGUGUUGGGUGAAAUGCCCCCCCUUUUAUCUGCAUCCACAAAUUAAUAUGAGGGGAAAAACAAAAAGAAGAUGAGUUUCUAGAUGGAGCAUGGUAGGGUGAGAGCGCCCGGCUCGGCAUCCGCCACCGACGCCGCUCGUCCUUGUUGCAACUGCUGCCUUGGGGACAGGGCCACGAAAUUCUUGGGAAACAGAAUCAAGGAGAAAUCUCCAUUUUGGCCGGCUGUGCGGGUUCUCCCGAACUCUGCCCCAGCCCAGCCCAGUCCCUCAGCGGCGGGUUGAGAUUUGAGGCGCUAAAAUUUCCACCGGCCGUGUGAAAGAUCUGCUGCAAAUUCACUUGACACCCGUGUUAAUACCAUGUCGUGUUCAUUUUUUUUUAUGAGUCAGGCCCCUCGUGCCUCUAGUAUACUUGUAUUGACUCUCAUAGUUACCAUUUUAGUUUUACUGUGUUCUGUGAAAAAAAUUGUAAUUGGUUGAGAAUCACUGUGGGCAUCCAUUCUUAUUCAACUAAGUCUCCGCAGGUUUUUUGAGCUGGUGUGGAUUAGUUUAACUCUUGUAUUCAACCAUUAGUGCUACCACCUUCUCACAUUACAAUACAAUUACUGGAAGCAAGUACUGCAUUUCCUAUGCAACAAAAAAGGAAAAUAAAAAAUUGCUAAUGCUAA
Messenger RNA from Melospiza georgiana, 14528 nucleotides. It is a transcript of the gene NFIA, whose product is annotated as nuclear factor I A. The record is from RefSeq and is a predicted model, not a curated record. Gene Ontology annotation, cellular component: nucleus. Lineage: Eukaryota; Metazoa; Chordata; Aves; Passeriformes; Passerellidae. The transcript is spliced from 13 exons. Bases 5543 to 7267 code for a protein of 574 amino acids. Gene Ontology annotation, biological process: regulation of transcription by RNA polymerase II. Gene Ontology annotation, molecular function: DNA-binding transcription factor activity, RNA polymerase II-specific; RNA polymerase II cis-regulatory region sequence-specific DNA binding.